GUUGACAUGGUGCACGUACCUGGAAUCACUCAACGCCUGUAUCCACGAAAGGGCGGUGGUGGUGGCGGUGGCAAAGGAGGUGGCAGCGGCGGUGAAGGUGGUGGGACGGGCAAGGGCAGUGGUUCUGAGGGCUCCGGCGAUGGCUCUACAGGCUCGAGCGGCAGGAGCAGCGUCCCGCUCAGCGGUUCUACAGGAGGCAGCAAUGACCGAACCAUCACGGCCUACGGGAAAGGCGGCGGCUCAGCGUCAACUAUUCCGAGUGGGCAGCUGUUUGCUGGGCGCAACGUAGGCGGGGGUACUCGCGAUCAGGUAUUCGGAACGAGGACAUAUGGCAGCGGGUACCCUGGUCAACCGAACAAUCGCGGUGUCACUAACUUGGGCUUCCCCUUCGUUUUUUGGCCUGUCGUAUGGGGCGGCACUUUGGGCUACGGCGCUGCAUACUUGCAUGAUACGAACGAGUAUGGCGAUCCGAAUAAUUCAAGCCGUCCGGGAGGUCCCAUGGCGCAGACAGUCUUUGCUGACAAGAAUUCGAACAACACUUUCCACCUUCUCGCAGACAACACUACCGUGGCGUCCCUAAUUGAUUCGGUCGCAGCAAACUGUUCCCUUGGAAAUACGACUGCUCUGACCCCCAUACCCCUGAACACUUCUGACCCCUCGCAACCCCGACCGGAGCAGGCCGUGCAAUAUUAUCGUGCAAGCAGCGUUGUACUUACACUCGAUGGCUACAACGAUACGGCGGCCCUCUCAAACGACAGCUCUAUGCCUGAUACCCCUCUUCCGUCCUGGGUAGACACCCCCUUCCUCAACUGCCUGAAUCAGACUAUCGGGGCCGCCGUUCCGCUCGUUGAUGCCGCAAGCCCUUCAAGCGUGUCUGCUGUGCUCGGUUCCCCCGGCAUGAGCCUUUUGGGCCUGAUUUGGAUAUUCGUCAUAUCUUCCCUCGUCGUCUGAAAGCCAGGGUUGCGCAUCUGUGACACUUAUCUCUUCCUUCGUGUCACGUUUUGCGGCUUCUGGAGACAUUUUGAAUUCUGGUGUUUGCUAUCCUGUGUUUCUCGUACGGCAUACCCUAAUAUUAUAUUAUUAUG
Messenger RNA from Phanerochaete carnosa HHB-10118-sp, 1085 nucleotides. RefSeq lists its product as uncharacterized. The transcript has 3 exons. The record is from RefSeq and is a predicted model, not a curated record. The coding region runs from base 7 to 951 and encodes 314 amino acids. Lineage: Eukaryota; Fungi; Basidiomycota; Agaricomycetes; Polyporales; Phanerochaetaceae.